AUGAGAGUUUUACAUUGGACUCUUAUAAUCGCUUCAGUGGUGCGCGCGCUUGAGCUAGUAGACUCGACACUAGCAUCAGCUUGUAUUUAUUAUGACGCGACCUAUGAUUGGGGAUGUGGUUCGCACGGAAAUGGUAUGAAGGCCUAUAUGUGUCGCUGCGCAAAUAUCAAUUGGCUGGGUACCGUCACUAAUUGUAUGAAGAGUAAUUCGAACGACACUGGUCUGGUAAACCAUGGGUUUCGUCACUUAGCGCGGAGAUGUAAGGAAAAAGGCGACUUCAAUUAUACGCUUGCCGACAUGCAGCAGUUCUACGAAAAUGGUACGAAGUACCUCAGGGCUCCCACGCCACGAGAUCUCAAUAACACAGUUUAUACAACACUGUUAGUGGACCAAGACACAUUCGAUUGGUACUAUCGAAAAUUUAAGGAUUUAACAUUUUCAGUAGAAAGAAGUCAGUGGUUCGGUUGGGGCCUGGUGUUUUACUGGGUCGCAGUCGUCACAAUUGCCACUAUCUACAACCUAAACCAAAAACUCUUCGGUUUCAAUAUUGGGGGAAACUUUAUCAAUAAGUAUCUUACAGUUCCAACAGUAUUUCAGCGUCUGAAUACAAAAGACAGUCUUCUCCGAAAGUGUUUUCCUGGCACUUGGCCUAAUUAUUUACAAGUUGGCGUUGUGACGGCGUUUAUACUACAAACAAUCAUCUGUGUGGGCGUCGGAUAUGAAAUGAAGACUCCGCAUCCUUAUCUGACAACAAGAUGGUUCAUGAAUUUGGAUCUUGUAAGUUAUAGAGUCGACUUAAUGUCAAUUUCACUGUUCCCCGUGAUUUAUCUCUUUGGUAUUCGUAAUAACCCGUUAAUUCCUAUCAGUGGUAUCUCCUUCAGCACGUUCAACUAUUACCAUAAGUGGUGUGCUUACGUUUGCAUCAUAUUGGCGUUCAUUCACUCAAUCAUAUGGACAGUGUAUUCUAUACAAGAGGGCGGAUACAAGACCUGGUGGGUAGAUUCUUACUGGCAAUACGGAAUUGGUGCAAUGGUGCUGAUCGCCCUUUUGGGUGUCCACAGCAUAAAGCUCUUCAGAGAUACAAUGUACGAGAUAUUUUUGUUCUUUCAUAAAAUUAUGAACAUCUUUUUCAUUGUAUGCAUGUAUUAUCACCUUAACAUAUUAGGUUGGCUUGGCUGGGUGUGGUCAAUGGUUGCAAUAAUGGUUUUCGACAGGGUCAUGAGAAUUGUUAGAAUUGUUUUAAGUGGUGGCUUACAGAGUGCAACUUUAGUAGAUUGUGGGAACGGAGUGAUCAAAAUGGAAAUCAAGAAACCUAAGUAUUUGCAACAUUCUCCGGGUUCAUACUCUUUCAUCUAUUUUAUUAGUUCUCAAGAUCCAUGGUAUUUUCCAUGGCAGUCACAUCCCUUCACAUUGCUAUCCGCUCCGAAAGAGUCUGGUAAUAACACACUUGUUGCGUACUUCAAAGCUCACAAAGGAAUCACAAGACAUCUUUUAUCGAAGAUCAUGAUGUCUCAAAAAGAUUCCAUCCGUGUUAAGAUUCUUUUAGAAGGUCCUUAUGGCAAUAUGAUUCCCCAAGUAAAACCUGUUAACAGAAAGUUUGUGGGCGUAGCUGCAGGUCUAGGUAUCACUGCAAUUCACUCUCAAAUCAUGCAUUUGCUACCGGUCCAAAAGAGCAACUUCACAAACAAGAUAUAUUGGGUUAUAAGAGACAUUUCUCAUGCAGAAUGGUUUUUAAACGAAUUGGAAUGGAUAAAGUCAAAAAAUUUCGAACUUACCAUUAUGUGCACCUCUUCGAAGGAAUUUGAAGAAGAUACAUGCUCGAGCUAUUCAGAGAAGAAAGGUUUGCAGUCAUUGGAUGUUCAACACAUGAGUGGCAGGCCCGAUCUGCAAAAGCUAAUCGCUGGGGAAGUUUCUAAAGCUAUGGAAGAAAACGUUGACGUCACAUUCAUUAGUUGUGGGCCCACUGUCUUCAAUGGAGACUUCCGCACUUGUUUGUCGCGAGAACUGAACGAAAAAGUGACUAUAUCUGUCGAACUUCAAGAAGAAAGUUUCACUUGGUAG
Molecule: messenger RNA, 2061 nt
Organism: Lachancea fermentati
Lineage: Eukaryota; Fungi; Ascomycota; Saccharomycetes; Saccharomycetales; Saccharomycetaceae
Source: the annotation of a GenBank genome assembly